CCGGCGGUGGCGCAGCGUGCAGCACGGCCCGGCGCAGGACGACGAGCGCGGCGCGGCGCACACGGACGCGCUGGCGCUGCUGCACGCGAUUGCGAAGAAGCCCGUUGUCGCCGAGUAUGUGGAGGCGCUGGGGCUGUGGGACCGCUGGCAGGGGGCUGAUGAGGACUGGGAGGCUGCGCGGGCGUUUGGCGCGGAUGCGGGCGCGGUAAGGUAUCUCAGGGGGGCGCUGGAGGGUGCGGGGUGGAGCGAGAGGGAGACCGGGGUGAUGGAGGAGUGGUGGGCGAGCUUCGGCGGGGAGCGCAGGAAGAGUCGCUGGUGGGAGGGGAUGGGGGACGAGCGGCGCGCGGUGGGGAUCCAGGCGCUCGAUGCGCUGUACGGGACGAUGGCGCUGCUGGCGCUGCUGCCGAAUCUGCGGACGCUGCAGCUGCCGGACGGGUGGCACGCGGUGCGGCGCCACGAGGCGGCCGAGGUGCUCGUGCCGCUUGUCGACCGGCUGGUCGCGGUUGCGAACGACAAGUCCCAGAACCGGGGGCGCGCGCUGCAGGCACUCGAGACCAUCAUGCCGUUCAGCGAGGAGGGCUACGACAUCCGCGUCGGGCUGGAGUGUCUGCACCCGUUCAUGGUGCUGGACAGCAUCCGCAACCUGUACGCCGUCAGCUGCGUGGCCGUCGAGGAGGACUGGGGCGGCAUCUCGUUCCACUGGCCGUACGCCGUCGACUCGCCACUGACGCGCAUCGAGCUGGCCAGCUGCUGCAUGGACGCGCGCGGCCUCGAGGUCCUGAUCAUGCACACGCCCGCCGUGACCACGUUCAAGUACUCGCACCAGACCAAGUGGGACGGGCUGCAGGUCGACUGGAACCCGGGCGAGUUCCUGCAGAUGCUGGCCGACUACCUGGGCAAGACGCUGCUGGACCUGGCCAUCACGGUGGACGAGCUGCACGGCGAGAUUGUCAACGGGCUGUCGUCGUUCCACUCGUUCACGGCGCUGCAGCGCCUCGAAGUCGACGUUCUCCCGUUCUGCGGGCCGCCGCUCGAAAGCGGCCAGCGCCUGGGCCGCGACGCGUUCACGCCCACCGGCGCCACCGCGUGGACCCACAGCGACAUCCCGUGCCUGGGCGACAUGCUGCCGGCCAGCAUCCGCGAGAUGCACCUGAACACGGACUACCCGAUGCCGGCGGAGCAGGCGCUCAAGUCGCUGGUCAAGAACAUCAUCGACCGGCGGUCGAACAAGCUGCGGAACCUCGACCGCUGCGUGAUCCGCCAGUUCCGGUCCAACACGGCGCAGGACAUUGCGGACCGGCACGAGGUGGUGCUCGAGGUGUUUGACAUGGAUGUGCAGGAUCCGCGGGCGCGCGCGAUGAUGCCGUUGUGGAAGCGCGAGUUUGACGAGAAGGUGGGCGGGAUUGUGACGGAAUUAGAUGAGACGAGAUGGAUGUAGAUACCCCUGAUAUACUGAUACUGAUAUAGUGAUACUGACAUACCGAUA
Boeremia exigua is the source of this 1486-nucleotide messenger RNA. RefSeq lists its product as uncharacterized. The record is from RefSeq and is a predicted model, not a curated record. Bases 266 to 1438 code for a protein of 390 amino acids. NCBI's taxonomy places the organism in Eukaryota, Fungi, Ascomycota, Dothideomycetes, Pleosporales, Didymellaceae. The transcript has a single exon.